Zingiber officinale is the source of this 1061-nucleotide messenger RNA. Its product is annotated as probable 3-hydroxyisobutyryl-CoA hydrolase 3. NCBI's taxonomy places the organism in Eukaryota, Viridiplantae, Streptophyta, Magnoliopsida, Zingiberales, Zingiberaceae. Gene Ontology annotation, molecular function: 3-hydroxyisobutyryl-CoA hydrolase activity. Gene Ontology annotation, biological process: L-valine catabolic process. The transcript is spliced from 10 exons. The annotation marks the transcript as partial. The record is from RefSeq and is a predicted model, not a curated record.
GGUGAGUGGGCACUGGCAGUUAAAAUUUAUCAAAAGCAAAUCACCUUGGACUACCUAGUGGCAACAUACAUUAAGCCCGUGGUUUUCCUGAUCAAUGGGGCAGUGAUGGGAGGUGGUGCUGGACUUUCUAUGAACGCAAGCUACCGAGUCGUUACCGAAAAUACGGUCUUUGCAAUGCCAGAAGCAGCUAUAGGACAUUAUCCGGAUGUUGGAGCAUCUUAUUUUCUUUCUAAGCUUCCUGGCUUCUUAGGGGAAUAUCUUGGCCUUACUGGUGCAAGACUGAAUGGUGUUGAGAUGGUAGCAUGUGGACUUGCCACUCACUUUGUUCCUUCAAAAAAUUUACUUUUGUUGGAGAAAUCAUUGCAUGAGAUGGAUGUUGCUGAACCAAAUACAAUCCAGGGAAUUAUUAACAAAUAUACUCAUCAAGUGCAAUUGAAAGAAGACAGUGUUCUUCAUAGGCUUAACUUCAUCGACCACUUUUUCUCAAAACAAACAGUAGAAGAAAUCUUAUCUUCUUUGGAACAUGAGAAUACAACUUUGAAAGAGGAGUGGAUUACUAAGUCAAUAAGAUCAAUGAAGGCAGUAUCACCAAUAAAUCUUAAGAUCUUCCUUAUGUCGAUUAGGAAAGGUCGAUUUGAACCACUAGAAGACUGCCUAACUCGAGAAAGUAGAAUAUCUAGUCAUAUUCUUCGACGAACAGUGUCGAACGACUUCCUUGCGGGUAUUAAGGCAACAAUAUUGGAGAAAAAUUACAAACCAAAGUGGGAGCCUUCGAAAUUGGAACUGAUUAGCAAUGAUAUGGUGGAGACAUAUCUGACAAAGAUACCUGAGAAUGAAGGCUGGAAAGAACUCCAACUUAAUCCUAGAGACAUGCGUGAGAAGGCACCCAGAGCUAAACUCUAAUGUCUCGUUUACUUGAACAGAAAUAAAAGGAAUGAAAAUAAGCAAGUAAAUGACAGAUGGUUUUUAUCUGUAUUGUUGUCGUUUGAAUAAAAUGUGCAAUGACAGACAAUGACUGUUAUUCAUUUAUCUGCAACAAAGAGUUCAGAAAGAGCACCAAA